AUGACUAUUUGUAUGUUAAACGAAGUUGCCGUUCCGAAAUCAUAUAAUAACACAUUUGAUGUAACUUCUAUGGCAUGCUCAAAGAUAUUUUUAGGAAAUUUACCAGAGUUAAUAAAUGGAAUUAUUCAAUAUUUCCAUCAUGAUUAUAAAACACUACAUUCGUGUAUAUUAAUUAAUAGAUUAUGGUGUCAUUUAGCAAUUCCAUUAUUAUGGGAAAAUCCAUUUUCAAUUGAAUGUCCUAAAAAUUAUCACUUUAUUGAAAUUUAUUUACAUAAUUUGAAUGAUGGUGAUAAAACAAAAUUAAAUAAAUAUGGAAUUAAUAAUGAUUUAAUUCCUUCAAAUACAUUAUUCAAUUAUUCUAGUUUUAUUCAACAUUUGAAUACACGUAAAAUUAUUAAUUCUAUUAAAAAUUGGGAAAAUGCUGUUAGUAGAACUUCAACAACUAAAGUACAAAACCUUAAAUUUAUUAAUAGUAGUAUUCCUUUAUAUCGCACAUUAUUAUUAUUAAAAAAUUCCAAUUGUUCAAAUACAUUAAACACAAUUAUAUUUUAUUACACUGAUUUUAAAAAUAUCAUAAUUGGUUUAAAUGAAGUAUUCAAUCAAUUGAAUGUUUUAGAAUCAAUUCAUAUUGUUUUUUGCCAAUCUCUAGAUACUAAAUUUAUUCCACAAAUUAUUAAUAUUAUUAAACCAUUUAAAUUAAAAUCUUUAAUUUUGAAUGAAAUAUUACAAAUUGAAUCAUUAUUACUACUAAUACAAAAAUUUGGUAAUAAUAUGGAAAAUUUUGGAUUUGAAGAAAUAAAUGAAUCACCACAAUUACUUCAAUUACUUGAAUCAGUUAUAAUAUAUUGUUGUAAAAUUAAAAUUUUAUAUUUACUUGAUGGGCUAAAUAAUCAGAAUAUUAAUUUAGUAUUCAAUUUAAUUGAAAAUGUUAAACAGAAUCUUAAUUACCUUUUCAUUGAUACUUAUCAUGAUAAUCAUUUGAGUUUAAUUAUAUUACAAAAUUUAGGACAAAUUCUUCGAACAUUUGAAAUUGAUUCUUGUGAAUAUAUUUUAAAAAAGAAAAUAAUUAAAUAUUUGGCUAUUAUAGAAACUUGUCCUAAUUACAGUGAUGUAACUUGCAAUGAUUUAUUUUUUCUAGAAGAUAAAGUACAUCAAGUUAAAUUAUAUGAUAUUCAAGUUUUAAAUUAUUAUAGUUUAUAUAUUGAUAUGGGGGAUAUUAUUUAUGAUAACAAAUAUUUUUAA
Messenger RNA from Rhizophagus irregularis DAOM 181602=DAOM 197198, 1242 nucleotides. RefSeq lists its product as uncharacterized. The record is from RefSeq and is a predicted model, not a curated record. Lineage: Eukaryota; Fungi; Glomeromycota; Glomeromycetes; Glomerales; Glomeraceae.